Messenger RNA from Agelaius phoeniceus (red-winged blackbird), 3991 nucleotides. The record is from RefSeq and is a predicted model, not a curated record. NCBI's taxonomy places the organism in Eukaryota, Metazoa, Chordata, Aves, Passeriformes, Icteridae.
UGCCACCCCCGCGGGGACAGCGCCGGGACCCCCCUGGCGUGGCCCCCGCGUCCCCGGCCGUGUCCCCCGCGCUGUCCCCGGCCGUGUCCCCCGUGUCCCCAUGUCCCUGGCGCUCAAGGCCCGGCAGCGGGCGAGGCGCAAGGGCGGCUCCCGGGAGCGGCUCUUCGGCUGCGACCUCCAAGAGCAUCUCCAGCGCUCGGGGCAGGACGUGCCGCAGGUGCUCCGGAGCUGCACGGAGUUCGUGGAGCAGCACGGGGUGGUCGAUGGCAUCUACCGCCUGUCCGGGGUGUCCUCCAACACACAGCGGCUGCGGCAGGAGUUUGAGGCGCAGCGCAGCCCGGACCUGUCGCGGGACAUUUACCUGCAGGACGUUCACUGCGUCAGCUCCCUGUGCAAGGCCUACUGCCGCGAGCUGCCCAACCCCCUGCUCACCUACCAGCUCUACGACAAGUUCGCCGAUGCUGUGGCCAUCCAGAUGGAGGAGGCGCGGCUGGUGAAGAUCAAGGAGGUGCUGAAGGAGCUGCCGGCGCCUCACUACAGGACGCUGGAGUUCCUGAUGCGGCACCUGCUGCGCAUGGCGGCGCACAGCGGGCGCACCAACAUGCACGCCAGGAACCUGGCCAUCGUCUGGGCACCCAACCUGCUGCGCUCGAGGGACAUCGAGGCCUCGGGGUUCAACGGCACAGCGGCGUUCAUGGAGGUGCGCGUGCAGUCCAUCGUGGUGGAGUUCAUCCUCACACACGUGGAGCAGCUCUUCGGGGACGCGCCGCUCCCAGGCAGGGACACCGCGGGGACACCGUGGGGACAUCCUGGGGACACCGCAGGGACACUUCCCCGUCGCUCGCUGCUCCUGCCCGGGGGUGUCCCCCCCCUGCACGUCCCGGCCGUGCUGAGCCAGGGCGAUGGCCCCCCCCAGAUGCGGCCCUACCACACCAUCAUCGAGCUCAGCGAGCACAGGAGCAAGGGCUCCCUCAAGGCCAAGAAGUGGAGAUCCAUCUUCAACCUGGGCCGCUCCGGGCACGAGGCCAAGCGGAAAUCGGGGAAGGCGGAGGAGAAAGAGAAGUGUGGGAAGGUCACUCUGCGGCCGGCAAAGAGCAUGGACUCGCUCAGCUCCGGACCGUCCGGCCCGGAGGCGGCGCGGUUGCUGCCGAAGCUGUCGGUGAAGCUGCGGCCGCAGCGGCAGCACAGCUCGGACGAGACCCCCGCGGCCCCGGAGCCGCCCCCGGAGCUGGACGAGAGCCUGGAGGAGCCGCUGGAAGCGGCGGCCGAGAGCAGCACCAAGUCGGAGCCCACCACCCCCAAAGCCCCGCGGCCGGGGCCGGGGGUCGGCGGCCGCUCCCGCGCCGAGAAAUGCGCGGGGCUGCACAUCUCGGGCCCCUUCUCGGUCACCGUCCCCUUCCACAUCACCUCCAACCUGUCCCGCCUCACCCGCGGGCUCCCGUGCCCCGCGCUGGAACGGGAACAGAGCCCCGGCAGCGCCCCCGAGCCCGCCCCGGAGCCCCGGCCCCGCUCCGAAGAAGCGGAGCAGACCCGGCUCUCCCUGGAGCUCCGCGACUCCUUCGCCUUCCUGGACGGCCCCGAGACGUGGCUGGAGGGCGGCGGGGACACGGAGGCGGCGGGGAGCCCCGGCACCGGGGAUGAGACCUUCAGGAUGGAGGAUGGGACCCCCGGGAUCGAGGAUGGGACCCCCGGGAUCGAGGAUGAGACCCUUGGGAUCGAGGAAUGGACACUCGGGAUCGAGGAUGGGACCCCCGGGAUCGGGGACGGGUUCCCGGCCCUGGAGGAAGGGAUGGAGAGCGGGUUCAUGAACCCAGGUGAGUGCUGGGCGGAGCAGCCCGACAGUUACCUGUCCAUCGAGGAGUGCACAGAGCAGGACAUGUUCUUCCUGGCCCCCGGCGCCUCCGAGCCCGACUCCGACCCCGACGAAAUCUUCCUGAGUGCCCACGACGAGCUCAGCCCCCUGGGGACCCCCGAGGGACCCCCGGGCGAGGGGACAGCCCUGGAGACCCUGGAGAACCCAGAGAUCCUGGAGAGCCCAGAGAUCCCGGAAAUCCCGGAGAUCCCAGAAAUCCCAGAGAUCCCAGAAAUCCCAGGGACCCCAGAGAUGUCAGAGACCCCAAAAAUCCUGGAGAUCCCUGAGAUCCCAGAGAACCAAGAGAUCCCAGAGAUCCCAAAAAUCCCGGAGAUCCCAGAGAUGUCAGAGACCCCAAAAAUCCCAAAACUCCCGGAGAUCCUGGAGAACCGAGAGAUCCUGGAGAUCCCAGACACCCCGGAGAUCCCAAAGACCACAAAAAUCCUAAAAGUCCUGGAGAACCUGGAGAUCCCAGAGAUCCCAGGGAUCCCAGAGACCCCAAAAAUCCUGGAGAUGCCAGAGAUCCUGGGGAGUCCAAAAGUCCUGGAGAUCUCAGAGAUCCCAAAAAUCCCAAAAGUCCUGGAGAUCCCAGAGAUCCCGGAGACCCCCGAAAUCCCAGGGAUUCUGGCCCAAACACCCCCAGAAAAGGAUGGUCCAGGAUUGGGGGACCCCCCCCAGCACCCCCAUGGGGAGGGGGCUGCAGAGGGAGACCCCAGCCCCAGGAGGGGGGUGUGGGGUGAGGGAGGAGGGCCUGGGGGUCCCGCUGGGAAAGGGGGUGCGGAUGGAGCUGGAUCCCAGCCCCUCAUCCUGGGGGAGGGGGAUCCCUGGGAUUUAGGGGGGUCUCCUCCAGCCCCAGCCCUGGCUGAGCCCGCCCAAGAGCCCCCCAAGCCCCCAGCCCUGGGGUCUGUUCCCAGGGGGGUCCCAGACGGGGCUGGUGUCGCCCCCGGGACCACCCCAAGCUCCCCCUCUCCCCCUGCCCUGGCCCCCAAAAACCUGGAGCUGACCCAGGACGAGCCCCCCAAAAACCUGGGGACCCCCAGGCCCUCGGAGCUGAUCCAGGAUGGGUCCCCAAAACUGAUCCGGGAUGAGCCCCCCAAAUCCCUGGAGCUGAUUUGGGAUGAGCCCCCCAAACCCCUGGAGCUGAUCCACACUGAUCCCCCCAAAUCCCUGGAGCUCCCUGGACCCCUGGAGCCCCCAAAAUCCCUGGAGCCGACUUGGGAUGAGCCCCCAAAAUCCCUGAAGCUGAUCCAGGAUGAGCCCCCCAGAAUCUCAGAGCCCCCCAGACCCCUGGAGCCGAUCUGGCAUGAACCCCCCAAAUCCUGGGACACCCCCAAAUCCCUGGAGCCGAUCUGGGGUGAGCCCCCCAGACCCCUGAAUGUGAUCCAGGAUGGUGCCCCCCAAUCCCGGGACCCCUCUGGACCCCCAAAUCUGAUCUGGGACAGGUGCCCCAAAUCCCUGGAGCCGAUCCUGGCCGAGGCCCCCAAAUCCUGGGACACCCCCAGACCCCUGGAGCCGAUCCUGGCCGAGGCCCCCAAAUCCUGGGACACCCCCAGACCCCUGGAGCCGAUCCUGGCCGAGGCCCCCAAAUCCUGGGACACCCCGGUACCCCCCAAAUCCGACCUGGGACGGGCGCCCCAAAUCCCUGGGGCUGCUCCUGGCCGAGCCCCCCAAAUCCCAGGACCCCCCGGGACCCCCAGAUCCGAUCCGGGACGGGCGCCCCAAAUCCCUGGGGCUUCUCCCAGACCCCCCCCGCAGCUCCCGCCGCCCCCUCCCCAUUUUGGGGGCGCGGGUGAUGCUGGCCCGGGCCGUGCCCGUGGUGCCCCCCAAACCCCACUUUGCCCGUGCCCUCCCGGGACCCCCGGGAACCCCCCAAAUCCCCCUGGGAACCCCAAAAUUUCCCCCGGCACCGCCAGGGACCCCCCCAAAUACACCUGGAACCCCCCCAGAUCCCCUUGGGACCCUCCCAAAUCCCCCUGGGACCCCCCCAGGUCCCCCCGGGACCCCCUGGCAGCCCUGGGGGGGGGCGAGCGCUGAGCGUGGGCAGGGCCCCCCCAGAGCAGAGUGCAAAUAAAUAAUGAUAAAGUGAGAAUGAAAUUAUAAUGAAAUGAUAAUAAUAAAAAUACCAAGGUGAGAAUUCCA